GUGGCUUUCGCAGUCGCUUUCUUGGUUCCAAUCCAAAAAGAGUUCGGUUUCGGUCUUCUCACCAUCGGCUGUUCCUCGGGAGGAGGGGCCAGUAACAUAUGGGCCAUGCUUUUGGGAGGCGAUCUAAAUUUGAGCAUGACAAUGACUUUCAUCAGCACUCUCGCAUCUCUAGGUUAG
Protopolystoma xenopodis is the source of this 177-nucleotide messenger RNA. Lineage: Eukaryota; Metazoa; Platyhelminthes; Monogenea; Polystomatidea; Polystomatidae. The record is from the annotation of a GenBank genome assembly.